Messenger RNA from Exophiala mesophila, 2536 nucleotides. RefSeq lists its product as uncharacterized. The record is from RefSeq and is a predicted model, not a curated record. Gene Ontology annotation, molecular function: protein kinase activity; ATP binding. Lineage: Eukaryota; Fungi; Ascomycota; Eurotiomycetes; Chaetothyriales; Herpotrichiellaceae. Gene Ontology annotation, biological process: protein phosphorylation. The transcript has 3 exons. Bases 455 to 1936 code for a protein of 493 amino acids.
AGAGACUCUAUCGUUUCUUUGUCUCCUCAACUCCAUCUCAACACCAUUACUGCCAGCAUCACUCCAGUCGAUCCUCCUUCUCAUACACGACUUGUCAACUUCCAAGUUACCAAGGACCAUUCGCCCCCUCUUGCAGUGUUCCGUACACUCACCACUCAUCUGCCCGCGACUCUCUGCACUGCACUUUCGUGCAACCGCCUCAGCUCAAACCCAUCCCAGACGACCUCCAUCUUCGUUCAACCCUCUAACCACCGACGCCGUCCUUCCUCCUCCCUCCUUCCCCUCUCCCCCGCCAUCGCUAUCUGAGAUUCAAUCUAUCACCACGCCCGAUAUAUCUCUUCUCAUUCCUUGGUCUCUCGACCAGAGGGAACCCUUUCCAGGGUUUGGUUGACAGCACCAGUAAAUCGUGACAUCUGACGCAGUCUCCCCAUCUGCGUCCUUCACCCUCCUCACCAUGACCUCCCCAGUGCCGCUUCUUCGGCCACCAGUGCCAGGUGGUCGAAGCCAAAGCGGCAACCGGACACCUCGCCUCACCCUGGGCAUUCCUCCUUCGCCAAAUGCCAAACCAGUCAACCCAGAUCUUUCACAGCCUACAGAGAUUCCUCGUUUCAGCCUCGCUGCCAAAGCUACUCCUAAACUAUCACUUGCAACGCCCAUGGGAAGUCACGCCUCCGUACAAGAAUCUGGCCCAUCACAUUUUAAGCCUACCGUACAGCCACUAAACAUUGCUGCCGUGCACGGCGCCGAUUCCACCAGUCGACCGCGAGGGGAUAGUUUCCACAAUGCCAGCGUACCGGGCUCGGCGUCAAGCUCCACAUACUCUGCUCUCUCAUUCGCUAUGCAGGGAGGUCGUCAAGGUGGAACCCCAGAUCCAUCCUCAGCCAUAAGCUCAAUCUACUCUGAGGCGAGUAUAGGAGGGGCUUCGAUGGAACGAGAAGGUAGUAUGGGUGGCCUGUCAAUUGACUUCGAUAAGUUGAGCCUUGAGAAGGGCAGACCUCUCGACGUCGAAGAUCUAGAUGAUGAAGGAUGGGGUGCGGCUAGCGAACAGAAGAAGAUUAUUGAACUCGGUUCUUUGGGAGAAGGUGCUGGUGGUGCGGUCACAAGGUGCAUGUUGGAAGGGGGCAAGACGAUUUUUGCGCUCAAGAUCAUCACAACUAGUCCUGACCCAGACGUCAAGAAACAGAUUCUGCGAGAGCUCAAGUUCAACAAGAACUGCACCUCGGAAUACAUCUGCCAGUACUAUGGCGCCUUCAUGGACAAGUCGUCCUCAACGAUUUCUAUUGCCAUGGAAUUCUGCGAAGGCGGCUCGUUGGAUAGUGUGUACAAAGAGGUCAAAAAGCUCGGGGGCCGUACGGGCGAGAAAGUACUUGGAAAGAUUGCCGAGGGAGUUUUGCAUGGCUUAACUUAUCUCAACGGCCGGAAAAUCAUCCAUCGAGACAUCAAGCCUUCAAAUAUCCUACUCUGUCGCAACGGCCAAGUCAAGCUCUGUGAUUUUGGUGUCUCGGGCGAGUUUGGUACCAAAGGAGAUGCCAACACCUUUAUCGGGACCUCGUACUACAUGGCCCCUGAGCGAAUACAGGGUCAAUCGUACACCAUCACCUCGGACGUCUGGUCACUUGGUGUAACUCUUCUCGAAGUGGCCCAACACCGUUUCCCCUUCCCUGCAGACGGCACGGAAAUGCAACCUCGGGCGGGACUGAUUGAUCUCCUUACCUAUAUUGUUGCCCAACCCAUUCCAAAGCUAAAAGAUGAGCCUGACAAUGGCAUCAAAUGGAGCGACAUGUUCAAGUAUUUUAUCGAAUGCUGUCUGGAAAAGGAGCCUCCUCGACGGGCAACCCCUUGGCGCAUGCUCGAGCACCCAUGGAUGACAGAAAUGAAGGCCAAAAAGGUCAGCAUGAGUUCCUUUUUAACGCAGGUCUGGGACUGGAAGGAUUGAGGCCUGAUUUUCGUGGCUGCGGGCUGGGAUUGAAGGUCGAUAUGGGCGGAUGGAUUUCUCCACACCUUCAAUGGCACAGAUGUACUGAGCUGCCGUGACGCAAGAAUGUCUGUCAAAUGAAGACGGUUGGAUAUUCCGAAGACAUUGUUCGAGCCCAAGAGUCUUGUUGACUUCAGCGCAGAAGAAUUUCCUUUGGAUGGAAAGCACGCAACAAGUGGCUAGGCUUGAUACGAAACGUCUCAAGUAUUAGUCCGGCUCGAGCUGUGUUUUUGUACGAAACUGCUUGACUACUACUGCCUGUCUACCUGGAGGCGACCUGCACCAGUUGACUUGGUUUACUGGUGCCCAUUCAUGGAGCCAAGAACAAGCGAGAAGAUGCAUGUUGCUACAUGUCUUCAUCCCCAAACUUGGCCUGUCCAAGGCGACGGAUGAUGGGCUGCAGGUUGGCUUAUCCAGGAAUAUCCAAGCCUCCGUCAUCACACGAUCUUGCAUCUUCAAAUCAGGAUAGGAGAUAGUCUUGCAUACUAGAACCCAGUAGAUUUAGGCUCUAUUAUUAUCCACGGGUCAAGGCCUGUGGCCGUUGACCUCCCAAAGUCAAUG